UUUGGGCUGCCUGUGUUGAAGUUCGGACACGUUGGCAAACCAGACAGAGCAUGCGCAUGUCAGAAUCCAAGAUGGCGGCGAGCAUGAGAGGAAGACAAAUUGAAGCACUAAAGCGGAUGCUCAAUUUAAAUCAGCCCCUCAGCAAGUCAGUUGCUGUAGAGCCAUCCUGGAAGGUGUUGGUCUAUGAUCGAUAUGGUCAGGACAUUAUAUCACCAUUGCUGACUGUGAAAGAACUCCGUGAAUUGGGGGUAACAUUGCACCUGCUUCUUCACACAGAUAGAGACCCAAUCCCAGAAGUUCCAGCAGUGUACUUUGUGAUGCCAACAGAAGACAAUGUCAAAAGAAUAUGCCAGGACUGCAAGAAUCAGUUAUAUGAAUCAUACUACUUAAAUUUCAUCAGUGCRAUAUCACGACAUCGACUUGAAGACCUGGCAUCAGCUGCUGUCCAAACAAACUGUGUUCCRCAAAUAUCAAAGGUUUAUGAUCAAUAUCUCAAUUUUAUUUCACUGGAGGAUGAAAUGUUCACAACAAGAUUUCAAGAUAGGGAUUCUCUAUCAUAUUAUGCUAUCAAUAGACCAGAUGCCAAAGAUACAGACAUUGAAUUAUUGCGAGAUUCCCUGGUUGAUAGCUUGUUUUGYUUGCUUGCAUCUCUUGGUACUGUUCCAAUCAUACGCUGUCCAAAAGGCAAUGCUGCAGAAAUGGUAGCAGAAGCCCUUGACAAAAAGCUAAGGGAAAACCUAAGAGAUUCAAGGAAUAGUUUAUUUACCACUGACAUACCAUCAUCACAAAUAAGUUUUCAGAGACCUGUACUAAUUAUUGUUGAUCGUAAUAUGGAUCUGUGUACUCCUCUACAUCAUACCUGGACAUAUCAAGCUCUUGCUCAUGAUGUUUUGGAACUGCAUUUGAACAGAGUCACUGUAAAGGAAUCUGCUCCCCAAACUAAUGAGGAAARUCCUGAUCCWCAUCAUCGUCACCCAAACCAAACCAGAGUCAAGAAUUAUGAUCUCCAUUCAACGGACAGGUUCUGGAAUACRCACAAGGGCAGUCCUUUUCCUACAGUUGCUGAAUCUAUUCAAACAGAGUUAGAUGAAUAUAGAGCAUCAGAAGAAGAAGUUAAAAGAUUAAAACAUGUCAUGGGUAUGGAUGCAAAUAAUGAAGAAGCAAUGACAGACUUACUCAGUGACAGUACAGCUAGACUCACUACUGCAGUAAGCUCCUUACCAGAACUGCUUGAGAAGAAAAAGCUCAUUGACAUGCACACAAACAUUGCCACAGCACUUCUUUCUCAUAUUAAGGAAAGAAAGUUGGAUAUUUACUUUGAAACGGAAGAGAAAAUCAUGAGUAAAACCACUCUAGAUAAGUCAAUAUUAGAAAUCAUUCAAGAUCCAGAUGCUGGAACUGCAGAGGACAAGCUUAGACUGUUCAUUAUUUAUUAYGUGUCUGGACCAACUAUGUCUGCUGCAGAGUUUGACCAGUAUGCAUCAGCACUUGUUGCAAGUGGUGUGGAGUCUGCUGCUCUAAGUUACAUCAAGAGAUGGAAAGCUUUCACCAAGAUCACUACAGCACCAUUACAGUCUGGUGGUGGAGGCCAAAAUACUUACAGUGCCAUGUUYUCACGUAUCAUGAGUUCAGGUUCCCAGUUUGUCAUGGAGGGUGUCAAAAAUCUAGUUGUUGGCAACAAGAAUUUACCAAUCACACGAGUGGUAGAUGCAGUAAUGGAGAACAAGUCAAGUCCAGAUGUUGAUGAAUUUCGCUACUUUGAUCCCAAAAUGUUACGUGUCACAGACAGCCAAUCAAUUCCAAGGAACAAAACACCUUUUCAAGAGGCUAUAGUCUUUGUAGUUGGUGGUGGAAACUUUAUUGAAUAUCAAAAUUUAAUGGAUUACUCUAAGAGAAAUUCAGGGACGAAGAAGAUUCUAUAUGGAGCAAGUGAAGUUUUAAACGCAGCACAAUUCCUAAAACAGCUCGCACGACUUGGAAGUGAAGCAUGUUUAURAAGCAACCCAGCAAAGACUACCCUAUAAACAGAAGGACCAAUAAAGAUGGUAUAUAAAAUAAUAAAUCAAAGAAUCUUGUUCGAAGAAUUUCCAGAUUUAUCAACAAAUCUGUAGAUUAGAAUCAUAUUCAGACGUCGUGAUUGUCAUGAAACAAACAAACAAAAUGACCCGUAAAAAAUGAAGACUAAAACCAUUUUAUUAACCGCCAGAAAACUAAAGCUCGAAAAUUGUUGUUGUGGUGGAACUGUGUUUUCCAAACAYUUAGAAACAACGKUUUAUGGAAUCGUUCAGAAAGUACAUCAUCCGCUUUAGUCAAAUUUUAAUCUAAACCUUUUAAAGGAACAAAGGUACAGGGCAGGUGAACGUUUGUAUAGAAAUAUUUAUGAAUCAAUCUAUGAAGACUUAGGAAAAUGAGCAAUAAAGAAAAGACCUGUG
Molecule: messenger RNA, 2432 nt
Organism: Exaiptasia diaphana
Lineage: Eukaryota; Metazoa; Cnidaria; Anthozoa; Actiniaria; Aiptasiidae
Product: sec1 family domain-containing protein 1-like
Exons: 26
Coding region: 51-2024 (657 amino acids)
Biological process (GO): endoplasmic reticulum to Golgi vesicle-mediated transport; intracellular protein transport
Cellular component (GO): cytosol; Golgi membrane
Molecular function (GO): syntaxin binding
Source: RefSeq, a predicted model, not a curated record